Molecule: messenger RNA, 141 nt
Organism: Caenorhabditis elegans
Lineage: Eukaryota; Metazoa; Nematoda; Chromadorea; Rhabditida; Rhabditidae
Gene: C31E10.11
Exons: 1
Coding region: 1-141 (46 amino acids)
Source: RefSeq, marked reviewed
AUGGCUCAGUUGGUAACAACCUCGACUAACAAUCCAACAACAUCCGAAGACCUUGGUUCGAUCGCAAGCUUCCUCCGCCAAUUUCUACUCGUCCAUUCAAACACUUCUCAUCGACUUCUCGCUUCAUCAACAGCGCAUUAA